UUAAUAAAUAUAUGUCAUUCUCUUUUGUGCAUCCUUGUCAAUUUUACCACAAUCACCGUAGAAAUGGGACUACUCAAGGCGGAAGGUGUUAUUUACAAGGCUACGGAGAAGGUUGAUCUGAGUGCUGACAGCCAUGAACCGUAUCAACGUGCCAAUGUCAAAGCUCCUCGCAUGGCUGGAUUUGUGCUCAAAAUGUUUGCAUGGUUUUUGGAGUCCAACAUAUUUGGACCAUUUCUCCUCUAUAUACUUAAGAGAAACAAUCUAAUUCAUAAGCUUGUUUCAAAUGCUGAGCUGGAGGAAUCACCUCUUUAUGUACCUUUGCACCCGUUUGCAGAAGAUUUCAGUGAAAAAGAAGAGAAUGAGAAUUUAAGUCCAUCCCAACGAGUUCAAAAGGCAGUUCAAUGCUUGCCUCCCUCUCUAUCAUCAUCAUCGUCGUCAAAUCUUUCCUUCCGUCGCUACUCCAUAAUGGAUUACUUCAACGCUUACAAUUCAGCACAAAUUACUCCCUUCAUGGUGGCAAAGCGAAUAAUAGGUGCUAUUGGGGAAUCUUGUGAUCCAUCAUUGGACAUGGCGUUCUUUAUUAAUUAUGAUAUUCAAGAUAUUUUGAGACAAGCUGAGGAAUCAACUCAACGUUAUCAAAAAGGCGAGCCGUUAUCAGUUUUAGAUGGAGUCCCAAUUGCUGUAAAGGAUGAAAUUGAUUGUACUCCAUAUCCUACCACAGGAGGUACAAAAUGGCUUCACUUAUUAAGAUCUUGUAAAUCGGAUGCCUAUUGUGUAAUGUGCCUCAGAUCAUGUGGUGCUAUGCUUAUUGGAAAAACUAACAUGCAUGAGCUUGGAGCUGGAACAAGUGGAAUCAAUCCUCAUUAUGGGGCAACUAGGAAUCCAUAUGAUGCUGGGAAGAUUGCUGGAGGGUCAUCUAGCGGAUCCGCUGCAGUAGUAGCUGCAGGACUCUGCCCUGUUGCCCUUGGAGUUGAUGGGGGUGGUUCUGUUAGAAUGCCAGCAGCUCUUUGUGGUGUUGUGGGUUUCAAGCCAACAUUUGGCCGUACACCUCAUUCAGGUGUUCUUCCUCUUAAUUGGACGGUUGGGAUGGUCGGAGUAAUAUCAGGCACCAUAGAGGAUGCAUUUAUCAUUUAUGCAGCUAUUAGUUAUCAACUUCCAUCGCAAGAAUUGUCUGCUAUUCCCCCGCCAAAGCUGUAUUUUCCAAUAUUGAAUUCUACAAGUCCAAUUACAAACGUCACUCUGGCAAGAUAUGGAGAGUGGUUUAAUGAUUGCAGGGAUGAUAUUAAAACAUGUUGUAGUGAUGCAUUAGAGGAAACGCGAGAGAAAUAUGGUUGGAAGACAAUAGAGGUUACGAUACCAGAGAUUGAAGGGAUGCGGCUAGCACAUUAUAUAACAAUUGGAUCAGAAUGCAGCACUUCACUGAGUAGGUAUCUCCCCAAUGAUAAUAUGAAAGAGUUAGGUUGGGACGUGAGGGCUGCACUUUGUGUGUACGGUGCUUUCACCGCCCAAGACUACGUAAAGGCUCAACAACUUAGGAAUCGCUUAAUGAAGUUUCACAAGAGUAUAUUUGCGAAAGCGGAUGUGAUUGUUACACCGACAACAGGCGUAACAGCCUAUCCCAUUUUGAAGGAUGCUCUCCACACCGGAGAGCUUGACUAUGUCAAUGGAGCUGCAUUGGUUCGGUAUCAGAUUGCAGGAAAUUUUCUAGGAUUGCCAGCUGUUACUAUUCCUGUUGGAUAUGAUAAUAUGGGCUUGCCUAUAGGUCUCCAAUUUAUAGGCAAACCAUGGUCUGAACCUACAUUAAUUGACAUUGCAUUUGCUAUGCAGGCUCUACGCAUUUCAAAUUACAAAAAGCCAAGAGUAUAUUAUGAUAUAUUGAAGAAGGACUAAAAAGAACAAGAAGAUAUACUAUUAAUGAAAUUUAUUAUGUACUAGUCGUAUUAUCCCCACAUAUGAGUGAAAUUUAAAUAAUAUUUAAUAUUAGUCAUAAUGUUUUUAGAAUAAUUCAAUGCGAAGAAUACCAAAAAAUAAAAUUCAUAAUAUGUAAACUAUCACAAUGAAAUAAUUAAAAAUUGUUCUAAUUAUUAUAGAGAUGGAUUAUUUUAUAA
Molecule: messenger RNA, 2108 nt
Organism: Mercurialis annua (annual mercury)
Lineage: Eukaryota; Viridiplantae; Streptophyta; Magnoliopsida; Malpighiales; Euphorbiaceae
Product: fatty acid amide hydrolase-like
Exons: 19
Coding region: 64-1890 (608 amino acids)
Biological process (GO): DNA integration
Molecular function (GO): nucleic acid binding; catalytic activity
Source: RefSeq, a predicted model, not a curated record